Molecule: messenger RNA, 3648 nt
Organism: Neolamprologus brichardi
Lineage: Eukaryota; Metazoa; Chordata; Actinopteri; Cichliformes; Cichlidae
Product: phosphoglucomutase-1-like
Biological process (GO): carbohydrate metabolic process
Cellular component (GO): cytosol
Molecular function (GO): magnesium ion binding; phosphoglucomutase activity
Source: RefSeq, a predicted model, not a curated record
UCCUCCGUACCAUUCCUCAUGUCAGCUGACAGGGGAUUUCCCUCUAAAUAACAAGUUCCCCUUCGCUGUCUGUGCUACAGCAUUAAGUUAGACCUUUAUUUUGAAACAAUGGACAACAGCCCUCUGCAGGUCUUGACUGUUCCUACAGCCCCCUACCCAGACCAGCGACCCAGCACCAACGGCCUGAGGAGAAAGGUCUAUGUGUUCCAGUCCAGGAGGAACUACCUGCACAACUUCAUCCAGAGUGUCUUCUCUUCCAUUGACCUGCGCGAUCGCCAGGGUUCAACCAUAGUGGUGGGGGGAGACGGACGCUUCUUCAAUCGAACGGCUACUCAGGUCAUUGUGCAGAUGGCAGCUGCCAAUGGGGUGGGUCGUCUGAUCAUUGGACACCACGGGAUAAUGUCCACGCCAGCCGUCUCCUGUAUGAUCAGGAAAUGCAAAGCCAUCGGAGGCAUCGUUCUCACUGCCAGCCACAACCCCGGUGGACCUGAUGGAGACUUUGGCAUUAAGUUUAAUACUGCAAAUGGAGGCCCAGCCAACGAAGCAGUCACAAACAAGAUCUUUCAGAUCAGCAGGACCAUUGAGGAGUUUGCCAUCUGCCCUGGACUACAAGUGGAUCUGACAACUAUGGGAAAACAGACCUUUGACCUGGAGAACAAGUUCAAGCCAUUCACAGUGGAAAUCAUAGACUCUGUGGAGUCCUACGCUAACAUGCUGAGGAACAUCUUUGACUUUGCUGCUCUGAAGGAGCUUCUGUCUGACAAGAACCACUUCAAGAUAAGACUGGAUGCCUUGCACGGAGCGGUAGGACCCUACGUGAGGAGAAUACUGUGUGUUGAGUUGGGUUGUCCUGCCAGUUCUGCCAUUAACUGUGUCCCUAAGGAGGAUUUUGGAGGUCAACACCCAGAUCCUAACCCCAUAUACGCUACAGAUCUGGUUGACAGCAUGCGAGACGGACAGUAUGAUUUUGGUGCAGCAUUUGAUGCCGAUGGGGACCAGAACAUGAUCCUUGGUAAACAUGGCUUCUUCGUCACCCCAUCUGACUCCGUGGCUGUGAUUGCUGACAACAUUUUUUGCAUCCCGUACUUUCAGCAUGCAGGGGUGAGAGGUUUUGCUCGUACUAUGCCCACAAGUGCGGCAUUAGACAGAGUAGCCAAGGCAACAAAAAUCGAGCUAUAUGAAACUCCCACUGCCUGGAAGUUCUUUGGGAACCUCAUGGAUGCAGGCAUGCUGUCUUUGUGUGGAGAGGAAAGCUUUGGUACAGGAGGAGACCAUAUUCGUGAGAAGGAUGGGCUUUGGGCUGUGCUGGCAUGGCUGUCUAUCCUGGCCACCAGAAAGAAGAGUGUGGAAGAUUUAGUUAAGGACCACUGGCUAAAAUAUGGAAGAAACUACUUCACCAGGUAUGACUACGAGAAUGUAGAUAUAGAUGCGGCAUGUGAAAUGAUGGAGGAUUUGGAGAUCACAAUCACCGACAAGACCUUUGUGAGGCAAAGAUUUGCUGUGGAAGACAAAAUCUACCAGGUGGAGAAAGCAGACAGCUUUGAGUAUGCAGACCCGGUAGACGGCACCAUUUCCAGGAACCAGGGGCUGCGGAUAAUCUUCUCUGAUGGUUCUCGAAUCAUCUACAGACUCAGUGGGACCAGUUUUGAUGGGGCAACAGUUCAAAUCUAUCUCGACAGCUACGAGAAAGAACACGUUUUUGGGGAUGCACAGGUGAUGCUGGCACCCCUUGCCACUAUCGCUCUAAAGAUUUCUCAGCUUCAUCACAGGACCGGUCGAACUGGUCCGUCUGUCAUUAUAUGAUUCCUUAUUAAUUGACAAAAUAACGCUCUUUUUUAAGUUUUUCCAUCCUGUUUUUUUGUGUUUGUGUUUGUUUUUUUAUAAAGGAAGUCUCAAAUCCAGUUGUAGCUACAUAUGUUGCAAAAGUGUGCAGUUGAAUGAAAUUAAAUGUGAUAUAUUAAACAGCGUUUUCGUUUUUGGUUCGGUUGUGGCAUGCUUUGGUGCUUUUUUAUGGCAGAUGAUAUUACAUCUACUUUACUUUGUUUCAAUUUUGCUUUUGUUAACUGUCAUUUUCAUUCUCACCAGUGAGGCCCUGGCUAAAAUCUGUAAGAUUACAGAAAUGUCAGCGUUUUUAGCGAAAAAAAACCUGAACCUAUUUGAGCAUAAUGUUUUCAUAAAGCAGCACUUUUACUUCCUCAGUGAAACUCUUUAAAAAACAGCAUCAGCACUGUCUCUUUUUAAAAAUCUUUUUCUUUUUGUACCAGUUACUACUGAAGACUACUUGGCAUGUGCAGUUGAGAAAAUUAGAACAUGACAGCAGCAGGUGCUCAGUUUACAAAGAAGGAAUGGGCUGUUUCUUGUCGUUAAUCCUCUAAAACUGUCAUUUGGAUCAUACGUACCCCUUAAUUUAGGGAAAAUGAAAUCUCAUCUGCGAAUAACAACCUGAAAUUGAAGUUGAGUGCGUGGGUGGGUGCUUGAGAAUGAGUGACGGCUUUCCAGCUCGCUUGACUCUGUUGAGUCUGAAAAUGACAAAAAGCAACAAGUCAGCAUUUAAAGAUUGCUCCCAAGAAAACAUCUUCUAAAGAUCUUUUAGUUUCACUGUGACAAGGGUCCUCUUUUUUUUUUCUUUUUUUCUUCUUUUACUUCACUAUCUGUAAGUACAACUUAUGCUGAUACCUUUUUAGUACACCAACAAAGCAAAAACAACAAAGAAAACUUUUAAACUGCAAGAAAAUAUUUUUUCAAAUAGCUUAUCCGUAUCUGGUGAAUGCACCACAUAAUUUCCAUCUGGACGGCAACAGCACGAGUCCACAAACAUCUGCCCCAGCUCUGUGAUCACUCAUGCCCUUUGAAGUACUGUCCCUUUCUGUCUGGUUUCAUCUCCAUAAUGCACUGAACCUGAAGGGGAACAACAACACAACAAGGGGAAAGCCAGCUGUGGUUCAUCUCUGGCCCGUCGUGGUGUGAGUUUUGGUUCCACUAAAAAUUUCCGUCCAAAAUUGCACAAGUUUACAUGCAUAGUUACUCUGUCAUCAGGAUCUGUCCGUCAAUAACACGAUAUUAUAUUACAGACUGCAAAUGGAGGAGGAACUUAACUAAGGAGGACACAAAAGUCAGGUAUUUAUGAACCUAAUGUCAGUAAACAAAAUCAAAACCUAUUUACAUGCAUAGUAUAAAGAUGCCUAAGAAGCACUAAAAAGUAUUUUCAUGCAUUUUCUAGGUAAGUAAAUCCAUAACAUGGUAUUAUAUUCAAGGGUGUGUCUGGGGGUCUAAAUAUAUUGGCUCCUCUGGUGUCUCCACACCAAUGCUAUUGUAAUCUGCAAAUCUAGUAAUGCCCAACAUCAUUGGAUGUGAACAUGUAUAGGGCCAGAGUACAGAACCUGUACCCGGAUAUAUUAUUUGUAAAUAUAGGGCCUUCAUAGUUUCAUAUUGUUCUUCCAGAUUUUAAAAUAUGAAUCUAAUAUAUGCUGAACUGCACUCCAUUGGGGAAACAGCACUGGGCAGCUUGAUUGGCAUGCCCCCAGAGAACACCAGAACUGACUGGUCUGCCACUGGUACCCUGUUUGCUUCACAGAUGAGGUUACAAGCAUCACGAGGUUUGUCCUGCCAUCUCCAGACUCUUUCACACCUGUCACAUGUGCUCAGCAU